AUUCAAGUAUUACUUCUCAAAACUUGAAGCAGUAAAUGAAGCUGUGAAAUGAUGUAUAUCCCAUCUUCAUGCGUUGGUUUUUCACAAAGUUAUAGCGUUUCUAGAAUCACUUAAAAACUUCGACUUCGUGUUUCAUUUCCAUAUUUUUUGUCGAGUGUAGAAUCAACGACAUGAUAUUGCAUACUAGGAAUAAGAUUUAGAGGCUUAGUUUCAUUUAAAAAUUAUUAUUGAAGUAUUAUUUGAAUCCUAUUAACACUUUUUCCAAGUUACACCGACUAUUACCGUAAUGGGUAUACUUAUUACGAAACUUCAGGAACAAUAUUACCAUAAUAGGUACAUGGAAGUGGCAUUUUCAAACAUGUUUUUUGUAAAAUUUAGUCAAUUAAUCAUCGAAACAUCAGUGACAAACUUCAAAAACAGAGCUCAAACUGCUAGAAAAAGUAUACUUUUGUAUACUUUUGAACUAAUAGUGUAUUAAUUCGCCAAGUUCUGCAAGUUGGUGACAUAUGUCCUUCAUAAUUGGUACACUUACCCUAACUGUUCAGGUUGAAUACCAUACACGGGUGGCAGUACAAGUUGGAAAAUUUUCUAACAUUGGGUUAGAAAAUCACGAUUAAUUUGAUUAAUUUGGUCCCAUCACGAUUAAUUUGAUAAGCGCCGAUUACGCUUUUAGCCGCUCCCAGCCAUCAGAACUAUCCAAUGAAGGAAACAGUCCACCAUAACAAUGGUGUUGCCGAGUGGCAAAACACAGAAACUGCAACGAUGUUGAAUGACUGAGAUAUCACUCCCACGUAUACUUCAACCAGCAGGGAAUAACCGCCUGUCAGCUAAGAUUAAAAGUCUGCACCUUUCUUCACCUAUCCAUAAUUCAAACAAACUUCCCAACUAUGUUUGAAAUGUGUGUGCUCCGGAGUCCGGAAAAAAAAGUGCGAGGUCCAUACGUGGGCGAAAAGCUUUUCACCGAUUUGUUUUUGUUUAAACCGAGCAGAGGCUAAUCUUGUUAGUGUUAGCUUAAGGAUGCAAUGGAACACGUUCACGUUUGCCCAGUUCCGUCCGCACUCGUUGGCUUUUGUCCAGGUUUACGACGGGCUUUUCUCCCCAGCAGAAGAAGCACCAUUGCCUGGCAGCUUUAGGUUGGCCAUUUUGGUGCCGCUUUUUUUUGUUCUUGGCUUUUUGUAUAUCAAAGUUAAGCGCGUGACGAAUGAGAAACUACAUUUGCGUGACAGAGGAAAUGUAUCCUCGGAGACAUGUAGGACUUACUGCGCUUUCGGGGCUCGAUUUCAUCUGCCAAGCUGACGGAAUGAACAUGCUGCAGGGCCCUUUUGCAUUUCAGAUAAAAGAAUGUAACAAUAACAAUAAUUGUCUUUGAGCGUGUGCUAACAUUGAAAAAAAAAACAAUACAUUUCUGCGUGUCGUACGUGUUUCCCAGGAAAUAUUGAUGAUCGAAUUUGGUCAUCGAUCGGCCGUCACACGAUUUGCCGUUUCCAUAACUGUCCGCGUUCAUUUCAGCAGGUAAUGGCAAUCGUUAGACGCGAAAUGGAAGCAACAAAUUGGUCACGCUUCGCCCUUGCCUGUCCCGUUUCCUCGUUUUGUCCGAGCGUUAGCAUGCAAACAAUGGGGAAAUGGAAAUGAAAUCACUACUAGUGUACACUAUUCGGAGAACUUGUGGAUUACAAGAGGGUUCAUCAGCAAACAGAGCGAUUUUUUUAACGUUUUCAACAUUUUUUUCCGUCCACUCAUUUAUUAUCCAUGAAUGUGCAAGCUUUUAGAUAUUUGAUAAUAGGUUAAACCAUACAUUCAAAAAUUAAUAUUCAAGCCACCCUGACUGCAACCGACAGUAAAAAUAGCAAUAAACCGAUUACGAAUAUAGCACAAAAAAGUAUAUACUCGACCACCCGAUUCUGAUGGAAUAAUUUAAUAAUAACAUACCGAAUCCGUCUUUUGCACGAACAGAAAACAUUGCUCAUAGUGGAGUUCCCACUCUCCAAUCGCGACCAGCGUAGAAGUGAAACAGUUCAAAUCGAACCGGGAAGCCCCGGUUCAGCCAUGUAGAUGCAACAAGUGUUGUCAAUCUAACGCCUUUUGGCGCCCUAAAUACCCGAUUAUAAUGUCGUCUGGUGAUUAUGUAGCCAACUUGAACACGUUGAAUAUGUUCGACAAGUCGGAUACAACAACAAAUGUGCCCUUUCUGUCGUCGACUUUUUUGUCAACCGAGCUGCUUUCCUUCGACACCCUCAAUGUAACGAGCUCCACUGUGGCUAUUGCAACACCUAGUCAGACCCCAACGUUAAUAACAACCGAAGAGUUCGUCGUCCUACCAGGGCCAGAGGACGUGCUGCUGUUCAACAGUACCAAUGGACUCUAUCAGCAAUCGGUAACGCUAACCGCCCGGAUGUAUCCGAUUGAGGCCACCGCGGCGAAGUCAAUCUGGGGCUUACCAACGCUGAUCUGGGGUAUCCUGAUCGGGACCAUUGUGAUAUUGAGUGUGAUACUAGCGACACUCUUCUUCUGCUGUUGGUUACAGCCGAGAACACGCAAACUGCUCAACGCGGGUUAUUACGUCGGGAGCGGUGUAUCCCACAGUUCGAUCGUGCCGAAAUCGCAAACCGGUGAGUCCAACCAGCUAGUAAUGCCCUUAUCCAUUGGAAUAUGCCCCCCACAGUAUAGUGCACCUCCUCCACCUACCGGAAGCAAGAAUAACAGCGGCAGCGGCACCAGCAGCAACAUUCAUCACAGCAACCAACAGAGCUGCCCUGCACCAUCAACCGGCAUCCCAUGUCAUCCCAGCGGUAGCGGUAGCAACACUGCUGCAUACAAAUACAGCAAUUCGCCCCAAUUUUCACACCAGCAGUAUCAACAGCAAAAACAGCAGUAUCAACAUCACCAUCAAUGCAUACACCAUCAACAGCAACAGCAGCAGCAACAACAACAACAGCAACAAUAUCAUGCGCACUAUACCCACAUCCAACAGCAUCAACAGCAGCAACAGGGUAGUCCGUAUGCACCAACACAACAUCAACAAACUCUUCAGCAGUACUACAAUCAGCAACAGCAACAGCAUCAACAGCAACAACAACAACAACAACUGCAACAUAUGCAACAACAUCAACACCAGAAACUGACACAUUAUGCGCAUCCCACUCAGCAACAGGCACUCCAGCACCAGCAGGAAAGAGAGCAGCACCAAACUCAACAGCAUCACUACCACCAACAGCAACAACAGCAACAGCAUCAUCAUCAUUACCAACAGCAGCAGCAGCAUCACCAGGGCCAACUGGUGCAUCACAAAUCCAUGUGGGCAAUCAAUCCGCUUUAUGCCUCCAGUGGGGUGAUAAAUGAUGGCACCAGCGGAGACGGCAGCGGCGAGAAUGACGACGAUGGAGGCAACACGUCCUACCGAACCCGAUCACUGCCAUCGUGGGGCAAAAACAAACAGCGGCCACUUUCGAACGCGGACGAUCUGGAAGAACUGUACGCGAAGGUUAAUUUCAGCAAGAAACGACGCAACCGCAUGCGGAACGACGAAGCGGCCAUUAUCGCCUUGUGCCGAUCACGUUCUCAGAAUCUUUCCUCACUUCCACUGGCCGACCAGGAUGCGGUAGUGAUCUACGACGAGCGAACGGCUCUUUAAAUUUUGGGCGAAACCCUUUCGGGUAACAAUCCUUAGAUAAUGUAAAUCGAAUGUGUAAACAAAACAAAAACAAACAUUUUCCUUUUGGUGUAGAAAAAGAAAAGUUUGAUCCGCGCUUCAAGUGACACAACAGACAUUUGUAAAUGAUAUUUAGUGUGCAUGUUGAUGGUUUAUCGAAAAAUUGGCUUAGCUGUCUCAGUGGGUACAACUUUUUACCAGUUCUGUACGAAUCAUAGGGAGAAAAAUCGUUUUAACAAGCUUUUUUCUACUUUCGAAACCAAUUGGAAUCUUCCGCGCUAGCAAAUUGAACACUAUGUAUUUACGUUUUCCCACGGAAUGCCACAAUUGGCCACCGAAACGAACAUCUCCUAGAAUCUGAAAUUUAGUCGUUAGUAGUUUGAAGAAGUUUCCAAAAAUGGAAUAUCAUAGAAUUGAGAGAAAGUGAAUGUUGUUAUUUAUAAAAGAAAUUGACAUAUUUCGACUACUGAAAAAUAACGUUUACAAAGACUGAUAGAUUUCCCCUUGUGAAGAAGAAAAAUAAUCACUAUCAUAAUAGAGAGAAAGACGAAACUAAAAUAAAGCCUAUUCACAUUUAGAAACCCGAGAACAGGAGCUAACGCAUAGAGAACAUUAAACAAUAUCAGAGAGACGAUAACUGUUUUUUACCAUACUUCCGGAACAACUGAACUUUUAAUACGCACCGUUCUUCCUCCGGUCACAGAGAGCUAUAUAACAUAUAGAAACGAAACAACUCAAAUAUAUCAUUUCCUGUAAAAAAAAAACACACACAUGCCGCUACAAAUCUAUGAGACGAACACAAACAAAUUCUACCAAUGAUUGCAGCUUGGGUACCUCAAACCCAGCGUAUUACGUGCAUAAACGUUUAGUCAAAUCUAAGUCAUUUAGUCUAGUUCUGUUAGUAGGGGAUCGGGAAAACGUAGUGAAAUUGGGAUACUUAGAACAAACAGGCGUAUAUCGUUGCUUUCAUUCGGCCAUAUUAAUUGUUAACGUAUAAUUAGACGGAAGAGUUGAAAAACAAAUAUUGAGAGAAGCUUGAUGAUGGGUUGAAAAAAUAUAAUCUAAGGCUUUUUUCUCAGUUCUUGGCAAGAUAAGUCACACAUUUGGAUUUUUUUUAUUUCGUUAAAAAGAUUAUUUGAAAAGCUUGUAUUCCUCGUUUGGAAUGUUUGAAAGUGACGAGAGAAAAUAGUAUUGUUUGUGGAUGAUAGAAAUAAAACAAUAAAAAUCAAGCGAAUUGAA
This is a messenger RNA of Toxorhynchites rutilus septentrionalis, 4888 nucleotides long. Its product is annotated as hybrid signal transduction histidine kinase L-like. The transcript has 6 exons. The record is from RefSeq and is a predicted model, not a curated record. Lineage: Eukaryota; Metazoa; Arthropoda; Insecta; Diptera; Culicidae. Bases 2108 to 3631 code for a protein of 507 amino acids.